UGCAAAUCAACACAGUGCCAUCAUCCAAGAUAUAUAUGAAUCUUCAUAUUGAUUCUGUGAUUGCAAUGCGUCAAAGGCUUAUUGAUGAAGGAUACACGGCUGGUGAUGCAGCCACACAGACGCCCACUCAGAGAGUUGUGCAGCACAUUGUGGAAACAAUGACACUGAAGGAGCUAAGUGAGAAGAUUACUGGAGAGUAUAUUAAGAAACAAGUGUACUGUGUUGUCAAGGUCAUAAGUGUGGAAGAAAAUGGCUGGUGGUGCAAUAGCUGUGGAGGGUGUGAGACUGAAGUGGAGAAGCAGGCUGGCAAAUUCUUUUGCAAAAAUUGCAAUCAUUGCAUUCCUGUGGCAGAGAAAAGGUAUAGGGUUGUCAUUCUUGGGGAGGACACCACAGAGGCAUACAACUUUGUUCUGAUGGACCGAGGAGUGAAGAGGAUGCUUGGUGUUACAGCAACAAAAAUGAUUUCCGACAAGCUUAGGAACCAAACAGCCAAUGAUUUUCCACCGGAAAUUAAAGCUCUGACAGGAAAAGAGCUGAAGCUUAAGGUUCUUAUAAACGAGGACAAUGUCAAGGCGAAUAGCAGAUUGUUUUUUGCUGUUGAUGUCUGUGAUGCAGCGGCUUCUUCCUCAGCAAUGUGUUCAGUAUCAGGCACCUCUAGCACAACUGAUACAAAUGGAGAUACCUCUGCUGCAAAAGUAUCACAAGGCCUCGACACACCAGGAACUGCUAGGUCUUCUUCAAAAAAAAUAAAAUUGGAGAAGUAGACCUAACUAUCUCCAUGAAAAGCUUUGGCAGCGUAUGAUCAGUCCAUGCUCGAACUGGAUGGAGAGGUCAUCCUAGGAAUCUCAUUGUCCACUUUUGCAUUUUUAUUCUCAAUUAGAAACUAUUCGCAAUUGAUGUUAGUUAUGUUAUUUCCGUUUUUCCAAAACUUAUUGAAUUAUUGAAUGA
Messenger RNA from Daucus carota subsp. sativus, 948 nucleotides. RefSeq lists its product as uncharacterized. The coding region runs from base 36 to 764 and encodes 242 amino acids. NCBI's taxonomy places the organism in Eukaryota, Viridiplantae, Streptophyta, Magnoliopsida, Apiales, Apiaceae. The transcript is spliced from 7 exons. The record is from RefSeq and is a predicted model, not a curated record.